Molecule: messenger RNA, 1560 nt
Organism: Exophiala viscosa
Lineage: Eukaryota; Fungi; Ascomycota; Eurotiomycetes; Chaetothyriales; Herpotrichiellaceae
Exons: 1
Coding region: 207-1550 (447 amino acids)
Molecular function (GO): protein binding
Source: RefSeq, a predicted model, not a curated record
CCACCUCCCUCAGGGUCUUCCCUCUCCCAGCCGAAUCAGUAGCGACGGCGCCGCCCUUUCGCACUGUCUAGCCGCCCGCACUGGUCUCGUGCUGCAGGUGCGCAUUCCUCUGAAAACGAUUACCUUCGCCCGUCAUCUUCCUCGAACUCUAUCCUUGCCAUUGCGACCGUCGGCGGGCCUCAGUUUUGCGCUCUAUUUGGGGAAGGAUGGCCACCAUCACAGCCUCACCACCCACAAUGUCACCGCCUCUCGCCGGAGCAUCCUCCAGUCCUCCGACCCUCCCUCCCUUGAUCACAGCAACACCGACACCACGACGGGCGAGUUCGCAAAGACCGACCUCGUAUGUCGAACGACGAAUGUCCUCCUUUUCGAGCCAUUCCAAGGCUUCCCAUCAACCUCAGUCCCGUCCUAUCUCUCACGUCUUUCCUAUCUUCCAUUCGAGCCUCACUUACACGCUCGUACGGGACUUUGCAUAUUUACCAACACACCCAUGCCAUUAUGGUCCUCCUCCGAGCCAGUCAACACUUUCCACUCCGGUCAGUGAGUCCCGAAGACUAUCAGAUCCUUCGCUCUCGUCGUGGGAGGAUUCAAGAGGACAGUGGUCCGCAACACCGCCAUGGAUGUCAGAAACAAGCACCGGACCGUUCAGUCGGGAUCGACUACCUGUGAUGACGUUUAAAGAUGAUGGACCGCCGUACAGUGAAGACGAUGAUAUUCAGUCGCCGAUUGUGACAACCAGCAGACACAAGAAGCACAAGUCAAACGAACGGGGGAGAUCCCCGGGUGCCGCAGGACCGAAUCGUGGAUUACUGGUUGAGAAUAACCAUGAUGAGAUGGAUGGACCUGGCGAGGCUAUAGACACUUACGACAACAAUGUCCUUCGAUUCCCUCAACAACCGCAACAUCGAGAUUCCAAUUUCGCAAAACCAUUGGACAGAAGCAAAUCACCGAUGGACGGACACGAACCCACGUCCGAAGACGAAUACUCGGAAGCCGACGAUGACGCUCGAUUUUCCAAGGACUAUUCUUUCACCAUUGCGAGUCCGGACGAGAAAAUGCACGGGAAAGCAGUCGCACUAUUCGACUUUGAAAGCGAACACCAGAACGAGCUGCCCCUGAAGGAAGGGCAAAUCAUCCUUGUUUCUUACCGACACGGUCAAGGGUGGUUAGUGGCCGAAGACCCGAGAACAGGUGAGAGUGGCCUCGUCCCGGAAGAGUUCGUAAGGCUGGUCAGGGAUAUCGAGGGCGGUCUCCAUGGCUUGAACUCGGUAACCUUGGAUGAUGUCAACAUGGACGGGGUGAUGAGCCCGGAAUCAGCAGAUCUCACCACGCCAGUCGCGGGCACCCACGAUUUUCCAGCAUCAAAGAGCAACGGGAAUGGUCACAACAGCGAAAAGCACCCACCUGUCCAAUCGAGCUUCAGCACAAGCAGCCGAGACUUCAGCCCGUACCCUCUCACUGGGAAAAAUGAAGAGACCAACAGCACGACUCCAGUCGCCGCAACACAGCCCAAACCAGAAGAGGACGCCGCUGAAUCGGAUACAAGCUGACCAGACGCUA